AUGGGCGAUAUCAAUCAAUAUAUUCCCAUGGUUGAUGCAAUUUUAAGUGCAUCCAACCCCGAUGAAAUAAGUCCAAAAAGAGUAAGGAAGGCCCUCCAGGUUCUUUUUUCAGUUGAUUUGGAUUCUCAAAGGAAAGCAAUUAAUGAAUUGAUUCUUGAGAGGUUUGGCGAUUUACAAGAAAAUCCAAAAGUUUUAAUCCUAGAGAAAGAUCUCAUCAACCAGGAUCAAGAACUAGCUUUGAGAUUACAAAAGGAGGAACAAAAACCUCAGAGAUCAACAAGGAAAAGGAAAAGUAAAAGUGAAAGUAAACCGAAACGGAAGAAAAGAAAGAAUGACAGUCCUGAUUCUAAUAGCAUCUCUGUCCGUAAAGUUAUUUUAUCAAGUCCUCUACAAGAGUUUCUAGGAGCUGAGGAAUUACCACGAACACAAGUAGUAAAAAUGAUAUGGCAAUAUAUAAAGGAACACGAUCUUCAAAACCCAGAUGAUCGUAGAGAAAUUCUAUGUGAUGAGAAAAUGCAACCAAUUUUUGGUAAAAAAAUGACAAUGUUCUCAAUGAAUAAGCUCUUAUCUAAGCACUUGUUUAAUGCUGACGAAAUUGUGAAGCAUGAAGAAGACUCAAAAAUAAUACCUAAAAUAGAAGUCAAAUCGGAGCACGAACUUCUUCCGAAUACGAACGGUUAA
Saccharomyces mikatae IFO 1815 is the source of this 681-nucleotide messenger RNA. It is a transcript of the gene TRI1, whose product is annotated as Tri1p. Gene Ontology annotation, biological process: nucleolar large rRNA transcription by RNA polymerase I; transcription initiation at RNA polymerase I promoter. Gene Ontology annotation, cellular component: RNA polymerase I upstream activating factor complex; nucleus. The transcript has a single exon. The coding region runs from base 1 to 681 and encodes 226 amino acids. Gene Ontology annotation, molecular function: RNA polymerase I cis-regulatory region sequence-specific DNA binding. The record is from RefSeq and is a predicted model, not a curated record. NCBI's taxonomy places the organism in Eukaryota, Fungi, Ascomycota, Saccharomycetes, Saccharomycetales, Saccharomycetaceae.